UAUCAUCGCUUCCCAUCUUCUUCCAGCUCGCCUUACCAUUCUACUUAACCAGAUAGAGAUAGGAGGGAAAGAUAAAGCGCAGAGCAGACACACAGAAGUAGAGGAAAAGAAGCCAGAUGAAGAUACAGUGCGACGUGUGCGGUGUCGAGCAGGCCUCCGUCCUCUGCUGCGCCGACGAGGCCGCUCUUUGCUCCGCCUGCGAUGGCCGCAUCCACUCCGCAAACAAGCUCGCCGGAAAACACAGCCGUUUCUCCCUCAUCCUCCCCUCACAUCGUCCCCUUCCUCUAUGUGACAUCUGCAAGAAAAAGAAGGGGUUUGUUUUCUGCCAGGAGGACAGGGCAAUACUGUGCAGAGACUGUGACGUGCCCAUCCACACGGCCAACGUCCCCGCCGGCCGCCAUAGUCGCUUCCUACUCAGCGGAAUCCGGCUCUCUUCCUCUCCGAUCCCUUCUUCCGAAGACGAAGUUGAUUCGAACAGCAAAAGCAGAGUUGCAGAGGAAAAAUCGGCCUGUAGAACGGCAGCUACCAAGUUAAAAAACGGCGGCUGCGGCGGCGGCGGUGGCAGUGGGAGUAGCAUAACAGAUUAUUUGAUGAAGAUGUUGCCGGGGUGGCGCGUGGAUGAUUUCUUAUUCGAUGAACCAGCCGCCGACGAGAACGUCACCGAAGCCGGACUCUGGAAGGUGCAUGGAGUUCAGCCAGCGGUUAAUGUGCCUUGGUUCACUUCUGCUAGUGUGAACUCCACCACCGAUGUGGUAGCGCCUCCGGAGAUGCAGUGGCGUCCGGUGAUGAGUUCUGAAGAGGGUAGUCGCUCUCGUUGGAGCGAAGAUGCCGAGGCCUCCAUGGUGCCGGAAUUGAGCCAAUUUCACUACAAUUACAGAAAUAACAAGAGACCCAGGAGUUCACUGUGGCUCUAAAUGGCUCUCAAUCGGAUCUAGCCAUCCUUUUUUUUUCAAGCGAGGGCAGUGGAGUUUGUCGAAUUUUUUUUUUUUUAUGGUCGUAAGCUGUAACUCAGAACCAUGAAGAGUUUUGGAUGAUCUAUGAAACAUUUUGAACAAUUUCUUCCUUU
Molecule: messenger RNA, 1066 nt
Organism: Dendrobium catenatum
Lineage: Eukaryota; Viridiplantae; Streptophyta; Magnoliopsida; Asparagales; Orchidaceae
Product: B-box zinc finger protein 20
Exons: 3
Coding region: 117-914 (265 amino acids)
Biological process (GO): photomorphogenesis; regulation of DNA-templated transcription
Cellular component (GO): nucleus
Molecular function (GO): zinc ion binding
Source: RefSeq, a predicted model, not a curated record